GUUAGUGCAACCUGUAAUCGCGUAGAAACAUUUAACCUAGCCGCUUCCCAAAAAACCAACUAUAAAUUCUCUCACACCAUCUCUUAUUUUCUUCACACAAUUAACACAAAACAACAACGUAAUUGUAGCUAGCAUAUGUCUCAAAGGCCUUCUGUUCCUCACGCUUCUUCCAUAGCUUGUGGCCUUCAUUCCCAUCUCCUGGUUUCCAGUGAGAUGUCCUCUAAUUCCAAUUGGUCUUUUCUCUAAUUCACAUCACUAUUCAUUCUAUUAGUUAUUCUUUUCCCAAAAUUCUUUGAAACCCUUUUUUUUUCCUACUAACUCAAAAACCUAAGACAUCAUGGGAGUUAAAGGUUUUGUCGAAGGUGGUGUUGCUUCUAUCAUCGCAGGAUGUUCCACCCACCCGCUUGACCUAAUUAAGGUUCGUAUGCAACUCCAGGGCGAAAACGCUCCUAAACCGAACCCGGUUCAGAAUCUCCGACCCGCUCUUGCUUUCGGUCAAACCGGAACAACUUCUAUCCAUGUGGCGCCUACUCCGGUUCGUCAGCCUCGUGUGGGUCCGAUCUCUGUUGGAGUCCGUCUCGUCCAACAAGAAGGCGUUAGAGCGUUAUUCUCCGGCGUCUCCGCCACUGUUCUCCGGCAGACACUUUACUCCACCACCAGGAUGGGUCUCUACGACAUCCUGAAAAACAAGUGGUCAGAUCAUGAAGCCGGAACCAUGCCGCUGCUUCGCAAGAUCGAAGCUGGACUCAUCGCCGGUGGAGUCGGAGCCGCAAUCGGAAACCCAGCCGAUGUCGCCAUGGUCCGAAUGCAAGCCGACGGGAGACUCCCAGCAUCUCAGCGGAGAAACUACAAAUCAGUCGUCGAUGCCAUUACAAGUAUGACGAAGCAGGAAGGUGUAACCAGUCUCUGGCGUGGUUCCUCUCUCACUGUGAACCGUGCUAUGCUGGUUACGGCUUCACAGCUGGCAUCUUACGACCAGUUCAAGGAGAUUAUUCUCGAGAAGGGAGUGAUGAAAGACGGGCUUGGGACCCACGUGACAGCGAGUUUCGCGGCGGGAUUUGUGGCUUCGGUUGUGACGAAUCCGGUCGAUGUUAUUAAAACAAGGGUGAUGAACAUGAGGGUGGAACCUGGUAAGGAACCACCUUAUGCUGGUGCUUUGGAUUGUGCAUUGAAAACCGUUCGUGCUGAGGGUCCUAUGGCUCUUUACAAAGGGUUUAUACCUACGAUUUCGAGGCAGGGUCCUUUCACGGUUGUUCUGUUUGUUACUCUGGAGCAGGUUCGCAAGUUGUUGAAGGAUUUCUGAGUUAGUAGAUGACGAUGACGAAGAUGUUUAUUUACUUUAUAUUUCGAUUCCAAUGAACUAUGUUUUAAUUUCUGUAUUUGAUGUUGUUCUGAGUUGGUUAUUUUGUUAACGUUAUUGAUUAAUGAAAACUAUGUUUUUAAAUGCGA
Messenger RNA from Lathyrus oleraceus (garden pea), 1449 nucleotides. Its product is annotated as mitochondrial uncoupling protein 5. Bases 338 to 1303 code for a protein of 321 amino acids. The transcript has a single exon. Gene Ontology annotation, biological process: transmembrane transport. The record is from RefSeq and is a predicted model, not a curated record. Lineage: Eukaryota; Viridiplantae; Streptophyta; Magnoliopsida; Fabales; Fabaceae.